Apodemus sylvaticus (European woodmouse) is the source of this 13865-nucleotide messenger RNA. RefSeq names its product mucin 2, oligomeric mucus/gel-forming (gene Muc2). The transcript has 48 exons. Gene Ontology annotation, cellular component: extracellular matrix. The record is from RefSeq and is a predicted model, not a curated record. NCBI's taxonomy places the organism in Eukaryota, Metazoa, Chordata, Mammalia, Rodentia, Muridae. The coding region runs from base 26 to 13732 and encodes 4568 amino acids. Gene Ontology annotation, molecular function: protein binding.
UUCUGUGCCGCCCUCGUGAGCCACCAUGGGGCUGCCACUAGCUCGCCUGGUGGCUGUGUGCCUAGUCCUGGCCUUAGCCAAGGGCUCGGAGCUCCAGACAGAAGCCAGAUCCCGAAACCAUGUCUGCAGCACCUGGGGUGACUUCCACUACAAGACUUUUGAUGGCGAUGUCUUCCGAUUCCCUGGCCUCUGUGAUUAUAACUUUGCUUCUGACUGCCGAGACUCCUACAAGGAAUUUGCUGUGCACCUGAAGCGGGGCUUGGGCGAGGCUGGGGGUCACCCCCAGAUAGAGUCAGUCCUGAUCACCAUUAAGGAUGACACCAUCUACCUCACCCACAAGCUGGCAGUGGUGAACGGGGCCAUGGUCAGCACCCCACACUACAGCUCCGGGCUGCUCAUUGAGAAGAACGACGCCUACACCAAGAUCUACUCCCGUGCCGGCCUCUCCCUCAUGUGGAACCGGGAAGAUGCACUCAUGGUGGAGCUGGACAGCCGGUUCCAGAACCACACCUGUGGUCUCUGUGGGGACUUCAAUGGCAUGCAGACCAAUUAUGAGUUCCUCUCUGACGGCAUAUACUUCAGUGCCAUUGAGUUUGGGAACAUGCAGAAGAUCAACAAACCUGAGGUUGAAUGUGAGGACCCUGAGGCGGUACAAGAUCCGGAGUCCUGCUCUGUACACCGAGCUGAAUGUGAGAGGCUGCUGACCUCCACAGCCUUCGAGGACUGCCAGGCCCGCGUGCCCGUGGAGCUGUACGUGCGCGCCUGCAUACACGACCGUUGCCAGUGUCCGGAGGGCGGUGCCUGCGAGUGCAGCACUCUUGCUGAGUUCUCCCGCCAGUGCUCCCACGCAGGCGGCAGACCUGAGAACUGGAGGACAGCCUCACUCUGCCCCAAGAAAUGCCCCGGUAACAUGGUGUACCUGGAGAGCAGCUCCCCCUGCGUCGACACUUGCUCACACCUGGAGGUCAGCAGCUUGUGUGAGGAGCAUUACAUGGACGGCUGUUUCUGUCCAGAAGGCACUGUGUAUGAUGACAUCACGGGCAGUGGUUGCAUCCCUGUGAGCCAGUGCCACUGCAAGCUGCACGGACACCUCUAUAUGCCAGGCCAGGAGAUUACCAAUGACUGUGAGGAGUGUGUCUGCAAUGCCGGUCGCUGGGUGUGUAAAGACCUGCCUUGCCCUGAGACCUGUGCCCUGGAAGGUGGCUCCCACAUUACCACCUUUGAUGGGAAAAAGUUUACCUUUCAUGGAGACUGCUACUAUGUCCUGACCAAGAGUGAUCACAAUGACUCCUAUGCCCUCCUGGGUGAGCUGGCGUCCUGUGGCUCUACGGACACGCAGACCUGCCUGAAGACCGUAGUGCUGUUAACAGACAACAAGAAGAACGUGGUGGCCUUCAAAUCAGGUGGCAGUGUGUUGCUCAAUGAGAUGGAGGUGACCCUGCCCCAUGUGGCAGCGAGCUUUUCCAUCUUCCAACCCUCUUCCUACCACAUUGUCGUGAACACGAUUUUCGGACUGCGGCUGCAGAUCCAGCUGGUACCAGUCAUGCAGCUUUUUGUGACUCUGGACCAGGCUGCCCAGGGACAGGUGCAGGGUCUCUGUGGGAACUUCAACGGCCUAGAGAGUGAUGACUUCAUGACGUCUGGUGGGAUGGUGGAGGCCACCGGUGCUGGCUUCGCCAAUACCUGGAAGGCCCAAUCAAGCUGCCAUGACAAACUGGAUUGGCUAGAUGACCCCUGCUCCCUCAACAUCGAGAGUGCCAACUACGCUGAGCACUGGUGUUCCCUGCUGAAGAGGUCAGAGACGCCCUUUGCCAGGUGCCACCUGGCUGUGGAUCCCACUGAAUACUACAAGAGGUGCAAAUAUGACACGUGCAACUGUCAGAACAACGAAGACUGCAUGUGUGCGGCGCUUUCUUCCUACGCCCGCGCCUGCGCAGCCAAGGGUGUCAUGCUGUGGGGCUGGCGGGAGAGUGUCUGCAACAAGGAUGUGAACUCUUGCCCCAGCUCACAGAUCUUCAUGUACAACCUGACCACUUGCCAGCAGACCUGCCGCUCACUCUCAGAAGGCGACGCCCACUGCCUCAAAGGAUUUGCCCCUGUGGAAGGCUGUGGUUGCCCAGACCACACCUUCAUGGAUGAGAAAGGCCGCUGUGUGCCCUUGGCUAAGUGUUCCUGCUACCACCAUGGUCUUUACCUGGAGGCAGGAGAUGUGAUUCUGAGGCAGGGGGAGCGUUGCAUUUGCCGGAACGGGAGGCUGCAAUGUACCCGGGUCAGACUGAUUGGCCAAACCUGUAAAUCCCCCAAAAUCCUUGUGGAUUGUAACAACUUAACUGCUCUGGCCGUCCGGAAACCCCGUGCCACUAGCUGCCAGACACUGGUGGCUGGCUAUUACCAUACAGAGUGUAUCAGCGGCUGUGUGUGUCCCGAUGGACAGCUGGAUGAUGGCCGUGGUGGCUGUGUGGAGGAGGACAAGUGUCCUUGCAUCCACAACAAACAGCUGUACUCUCCUGGGGAAGAGAUCAAACUGGACUGUAACAACACAUGUACUUGCCAGAAAGGACGCUGGGAGUGCACCCGGUAUGCAUGCCACAGCACCUGCUCUAUCUAUGGGAGUGGCCACUACAUCACCUUCGACGGGAAGCACUAUGACUUCGACGGACACUGCUCCUACGUGGCUGUCCAGGACUACUGUGGCCAGAACUCUACCGGUUCCUUCAGCAUCAUCACCGAGAAUGUCCCCUGCGGUACCACAGGUGUUACCUGCUCCAAGGCCAUAAAGAUCUUUAUUGGAGGGACAGAGCUGAAGUUGGUGGAUAAACACCGUGUGGUAAAGCAGUUGGAAGAGGGUCACCAUGUGCCCUAUAUCACCCGGGAAGUAGGCCAGUACCUGGUGGUAGAAGCCAGCUCCGGCAUCAUCGUUAUCUGGGACAAGAAGACCACCAUCUUCAUCAAGCUGGACCCCUCUUACAAGGGCACUGUAUGCGGUCUGUGUGGGAACUUUGAUGACCAAACCAAAAAUGACUUCACCACUCGGGACCACAUGGUGGUGACCAGUGAGCUGGACUUUGGGAAUAGCUGGAAGGAAGCUUCCACUUGUCCAGAUGUGAGCCACAACCCAGACCCCUGCAGCCUGAACCCACAUCGCCGCUCCUGGGCAGAGAAACAGUGCAGCAUCAUCAAGAGUGGCGUGUUCAAAGCGUGCCACAGCAAGGUGGACCCCACAGUCUUCUAUGAGGCCUGUGUGCAUGACUCCUGCUCCUGUGACACUGGUGGCGACUGUGAGUGUUUCUGCUCCGCCGUGGCCUCCUACGCCCAAGAGUGCACCAAGGCAGAGGCCUGUGUGUUCUGGAGGACGCCGGAUCUAUGCCCCAUAUUCUGUGACUACUACAACCCCCCAGAUGAGUGUGAAUGGCACUACGAACCAUGUGGGAACCGCAGCUUUGAGACCUGCAGGACCCUCAAUGGCAUCCACUCCAACAUCUCUGUGUCUUACCUGGAGGGUUGCUACCCUCGGUGCCCUGAGGACAGGCCCAUCUAUGACGAGGAUCGGAAGAAAUGUGUCACUGGGGACAAGUGUGGCUGCUAUAUUGAGGACACUCACUACCGACCUGGAGAACCUGUUCCCACUGAUAAGAUCUGCGAGUCUUGUAUAUGCACCAACACAUCAGAAAUCAUCUGCGGUCCAGAUGAAGGGAAGGUUCUUAACCAGACCCAGGAUGGUAUCUUCUGCUACUGGGAGAUCUGCGGACCCAAUGAAACAGUGGUGCAACACUUCAAUAUUUGUGGUUCCUCCACGCCAAUCCCAUCCACCCUGACAAGCUUCACCACAGUCUCCACCCCCAUCUCUACCACCCCCAUCUCCACCACCAUUACCACCACCACAGCCACUGCCACAACCACGGUCACCGUCUCUGCCACCACCACAGUCACGAUCCCCAAGCCAGUUUGCUGCUUUUGGUCUGACUGGAUCAACAACAAUCAUCCUACCAGUGGCACUGGCGGUGGUGAUCGAGAGACCUUUAAACAUGUCUGUAGUGCUCCUGAGGACAUUGAGUGCAGGGCAGCCAUAGAGCCCAAACUCAGCUGGAUAGAACUGGGCCAGAAGGUACAGUGUAAUGUCUCAGAGGGGCUCACUUGCAAAAAUGAGGACCAGUAUGGAAUUGGGGAAUUUGAACUUUGUUAUGAUUAUGAGAUACGAGUCAACUGUUGCCUUCCAAUGGAACACUGUCCUUCAACCAUCUCACCUACAACUUCAACAACAACUUUGUCUACCACUCCACCUACGUCUUCACCAACCACCUUACCUACAACUUCCCCACUGACUUCAUCUGCUACUUUACCAACAACCUCGCCUAUCACUUCAACAGUUUCCCCAACUACUUCAGUCAUCACUUCACCAACCAGCUUACCUACUACUACGUCAGUAAUUUCACCAACCACCUCACCAACCACUUCACCAAUAACCUCACCAACCACCCCAUCAACCACCUCACCAACCACCCCAUCAACCACCUCACCAACUACCCCAUCAACCACUUCAUCAACAACCUCAUCAACCACCUUAUCAACCACCUCACCAACCACACCAUCAACCACCUCACCAACCACCUCACCAACCACCCCAUCAACCACCUCACCAACCACCCCAUCAACCACUACAUCAACCACCUCACCAACCACCCCAUCAACCACUACAUCAACCACCUCACCAACCACCUCACCAACCACUCCAUCAACCACCUCACCAACCACCCCAUCAACCACCUCACCAACCACCCCAUCAACCACCUCACCAACCACCCCAUCAACCACCCCAUCAACCACCUCACCAACCACCUCACCAACCACACCAUCAACCACCUCACCAACCACCCCAUCAACCACUACAUCAACCACUUCACCAACCACCUCACCAACCACCCCAUCAACCACCUCACCAACCACCUCAUCAACCACCUCACCAACCACCCCAUCAACCACCUCACCAACCACCCCAUCAACCACCUCACCAACCACCUCACCAACAACCUCGCCAACCACCCCAUCAACCACCUCACCAACCACCCCAUCAACCACUCCACCAACCACCACACCAAACACCUCAUCAACCACUCCAUCAACCACCUCACCAACCACCUCAUCAACCACCUCAUCAACCACCCCAUCAAUCACCCCACCAACCACCUCACCAACCACCCCACCAACCACCUCACCAACCACCCCAUCAACCACCUCACCAACCACCCCAUCAACCACCUCACCAACCACCCCAUCAACCACCUCACCAACCACCCCAUCAACCACCCCAUCAACCACCUCACCAACAACCUCACCAACCACCCCAUCAACCACCUCACCAACCACCCCAUCAACCACUCCACCAACCACCACACCAAACACCUCAUCAACCACUCCAUCAACCACCUCACCAACCACCUCAUCAACCACCUCACCAACCACCCCAUCAAUCACCCCACCAACCACCUCACCAAUCACCCCACCAACCACCCCAUCAACCACCCCAUCAACCACCUCACCAACCACCCCAUCAACCACUUCAUCAACCACCUCAUCAACCACUCCAUCAACCACCUCACCAACCACCCCAUCAACCACCUCACCAACCACCCCAUCAACCACCCCAUCAACCACCUCACCAACCACCCCAUCAACCACCUCACCAACCACCUCACCAGCUACCCCAUCAACUACCCCACCAACCACCUCACCAACCACCCCAUCAACCACCUCACCAACCACCCCAUCAACCACCUCACCAACCACUCCAUCAACCACCUCACCAACUACCCCAUCAACCACCUCACCAACCACCUCAUCUACUGCUACAAAGACGACUUCAGUUACCACUUCACAAACGUCUUCAUCAGCUACCUCUCCUAACAGUUCACCAACCUCCUCAGCAACAACUUCACCAACCCCUUCAUCAGGAACCUCAACUGCCACUUCACCAAGCACAUCACUUCCCACGUCAUCAACCUUCAUUACCCCAUCCCACCCUACAUGCAUUGAAGAAUGCAAGUGGACCGGCUGGCUGGAUUCUGGAAAACCCACCUAUGAUAGAGGAAGUGGAGAUUUUGAACUGAUUGAAGGUGUCUGUAGUAGACCACACUGGAGAGCAGAAAACAUCUCCUGCAGAGCUGUGAUGUAUUCCAACAUUCCACUUAAUCAGCUUGGACAAACAGUGGUUUGUAAUAAAGAAGUUGGGUUAGUGUGCAAAAAUGAAGAUCAGAAAAUAGGAGGGAUGAUCCCAAUGCCCAUGUGUCUCAACUAUGAGAUCAAUGUUUACUGCUGUGGUUUACCUCCAAUAUGUGCUACUUCAACAUCAUCUACCACCACAGAGACCUCAACUACAACACCAACAACAAAGACCUCCAUUUCAACAUCUACUACCACGCAGACACCAAGCCCAUCUCCUACAACUACAAUGACUCCAACUCCCGCACCAACCACCACACAGAUUCCAACUUCAACAUCUACGACCACCCAGACUACAACCUCGACACCCAUCACGGAGACCUCCACUCCUAUAUCUACUAUCAGCCAGACACCAAGCCCAGCCUCUACUAUCACAGUGACUCCAGCCACAACUUAUACUACUACAGAAACUUCAACUUCAAUUUCUACUACCACACAGACUAAAUCUCCAACACCGACAGUAACAGAGACAUCUACUCCUAGAUCUACCACUACUCAGACACCAAGCCCAGUUCCUAACACUACAAUGACUCAAACUCCAACACCAACAAUUGGAGAGACCACAACCCCAACAUCUACAGUAACAGAAACUUUCACUCCCAGAUCUACUACUACCCAGACAUCCAUCCCAGCCUCCACCACAGUGAUUCCAACACCAACACCAACCACUACAGAGACCUCAACAUCUACUACCACACAGACUACAACCAUAACAGAGACCUCCACUCCUGUAUCUUCCACUACCCAGACACCAAGACCAUCUUUUACCACCUCAACAACCACAACACAAACCCCAACUCCUACUACCACAGGGCCCUCAACUGCAACAUCUACUACCACACAGACCACAACCCCAAUACCCAUCACAGAGACCUCCAUUCCUACAUCUACCAUCACCGAGACAUCUAGCCCAGCACCAACCACAGAGACUACCACACAGACCACAACCUCAACAUCUACAGUAACAGAGACACCUACUCCUAGUUCCACUACUACCCAGACACCAAGCCCAUCUCCCACAACUACAGUGACUCCAACUCCAGCACCAACCACUACAGAGACCUCAACCUCAACAUCUACUACUACACAGACCACAUCCCCAACACCCAUCACAGAGACAAUCUCCACUCCUACAUCUACUACUACCCAGACACCACGUCCAACCCCUACAACCACAGUGAUUCCAACCUCAACACCCAGCACUACAGGGCCCUCAAGCUCAACAUCUCCUACCACACAGACCACAACCCCAAUACCCAUCACAGAGACCUCCACUCCUACAUCUACCAUCACUGAGACAUCUAGCCCAGCACCAAUCACAGAGACUACCACACAGACCACAACCUCAACAUCUACAGUAACAGAGACACCUACUCCUAGUUCCACUACUACCCAGACACCAAGCCCAUCUCCCACAACUACAGUGACUCCAACUCCAGCACCAACCACUACAGAGACCUCAACCUCAACAUCUACUACCACACAGACCACAUCCCCAACACCCAUCACAGAGACAAUCUCCACUCCUACAUCUACUACUACCCAGACACCACGUCCAACCCCUACAACCACAGUGAUUCCAACCUCAACACCCAGCACUACAGGGCCCUCAAGCUCAACAUCUCCUACCACACAGACAACAACCCCAAUACCCAUUACAGAGACCUCCAUUCCUACAUCUACCAUCACCGAGACAUCUAGCCCAGCACCAACCACAGAGACUACCACACAGACCACAACCUCAACAUCUACAGUAACAGAGACACCUACUCCUAGUUCCACUACUACCCAGACACCAAGCCCAUCUCCCACAACUACAGUGACUCCAACUCCAUCUCCAACCACUACAGAGACCUCAACCUCAACAUCUACUACCACACAGACCACAUCCCCAACACCCAUCACAGAGACAAUCUCCACUCCUACAUCUACUACUACCCAGACACCACGUCCAAACCCUACAACCACAGUGAUUCCAACCUCAACACCCAGCACUACAGGGCCCUCAAGCUCAACAUCUCCUACCACACAGACCACAACCCCAAUACCCAUUACAGAGACCUCCAUUCCUACAUCUACCAUCACCGAGACAUCUAGCCCAGCACCAACUACAGAGACUACCACACAGACCACAACCUCAACAUCUACAGUAACAGAGACACCUACUCCUAGUUCCACUACUACCCAGACACCAAGCCCAUCUCCCACAACUACAGUGACUCCAACUCCAGCGACUCCAACUCCAGCACCAACCACUACAGAGACCUCAACCUCAACAUCUACUACCACACAGACCACAUCCCCAACACCCAUCACAGAGACAAUCUCCACUCCUACAUCUACUACUACCCAGACACCAAGUCCAACCCCUACAACCACAGUGAUUCCAACCUCAACACCUAGCACUACAGGGCCCUCAAGCUCAACAUCUCCUACCACACAGACCACAACCCCAAUACCCAUUACAGAGACCUCCAUUCCUACAUCUACCAUCACCGAGACAUCUAGCCCAGCACCAACCACAGAGACUACCACACAGACCACAACCUCAACAUCUACAGUAACAGAGACACCUACUCCUAGUUCCACUACUACCCAGACACCCAGCCCAUCUCCCACAACUACAGUGACUCCAACUCCAGCACCAACCACUACAGAGACCUCAACCUCAACAUCUACUACCACACAGACCACAUCCCCAACACCCAUCACAGAGACAAUCUCCACUCCUACAUCUACUACUACCCAGACACCACGUCCAACCCCUACAACCACAGUGAUUCCAACCUCAACACCCAGCACUACAGGGCCCUCAAGCUCAACAUCUCCUACCACACAGACCACAACCCCAAUACCCAUUACAGAGACCUCCAUUCCUACAUCUACCAUCACCGAGACAUCUAGCCCAGCACCAACCACAGAGACUACCACACAGACCACAACCUCAACAUCUACAGUAACAGAGACACCUACUCCUAGUUCCACUACUACCCAGACACCAAGCCCAUCUCCCACAACUACAGUGACUCCAACUCCAGCACCAACCACUACAGAGACCUCAACCUCAACAUCUACUACCACACAGACCACAUCCCCAACACCCAUCACAGAGACAAUCUCCACUCCUACAUCUACUACUACCGAGACACCACGUCCAACCCCUACAACCACAGUGAUUCCAACCUCAACACCCAGCACUACAGGGCCCUCAAGCUCAACAUCUCCUACUACACAGACCACAACCCCAAUACCCAUUACAGAGACCUCCAUUCCUACAUCUACCAUCACCGAGACAUCUAGCCCAGCACCAACCACAGAGACUACCACACAGACCACAACCUCAACAUCUACAGUAACAGAGACACCUACUCCUAGUUCCACUACUACCCAGACACCAAGCCCAUCUCCCACAACUACAAUGACUCCAACUCCAGCACCAACCACGACAGAGACCUCAACCUCAACAUCUACUACCACACAGACCACAUCCCCAACACCCAUCACAGAGACAAUCUCCACUCCUACAUCUACUACUACCCAGACACCAAGUCCAACCCCUACAACCACAGUGAUUCUAACCUCAACACCCAACACUACAGGGCCCUCAAGCUCAACAUCUCCUACCACACAGACCACAACCCCAAUACCCAUCACAGAGACCUCCACUCCUACAUCUACCAUCACCGAGACAUCUAGCCCAGCACCAACCACAGAGACUACCACACAGACCACAACCUCAACAUCUACAGUAACAGAGACACCUACUCCUAGUUCCACUACUACCCAGACACCAAGCCCAUCUCCCACAAGUACAGUGACUCCAACUCCAUCUCCAACCACUAUAGAGACCUCAACCUCAACAUCUACUACCACACAGACCACAUCCCCAACACCCAUCACAGAGACAAUCUCCACUCCUACAUCUACUACUACCCAGACACCAAGUCCAACCCCUACAACCACAGUGAUUCCAACCUCAACACACAGCACUACAGGGCCAUCAAGCUCAACCUCUCCUACUACACAGACCACAACCCCCAUACCUACUGGCACAGAGACCUUCACUCCCAGAUCUACCACUACCCUGACACCAAGUUCAUCUCCCACCACUUCAGGGACCCCAACCCCAACACCUAUCACCACACAUACCUCAACUUUAACAUCUACAACAGAGGCCACUACCCCAACACACAUCAUAGAGACUUCUACUUCUACAUCUACUACCACCCACCCUCCAAGUCCUUCCCCCACCACCACAGUGACUCCAGCUACAACACUGACCACCACAGUGAGCAUAACAUCCACACCUACUCCUUCAGAGACACCAAUCCCAACCUCUACUACCACAGAGAUCUCUACCCCAACCUCUCCUGUUACUACUACCACUGUCAUAGGUUACCCAACCCCAACCCCCACCACCACAAUCAAAGAAACCCCUACCCCUACAAACACAGUACCUACUACAGGAUCAACUUCUUCCAAACCUCCAACUGAAUCCUCGAUGCCUGUGACCUCUCAGUCCACUCCUUCCCCACCCACGGAGUCCACCACCCCACACGGUGGCAUCCCUGUAACCACCACUGCAACAUCUAGCACAGCAUCAUCCCCUGGAACAACAUCACCAUUCGUCACUUCAUCAGUGGGCAGCAUUCCCUCUUCACCUCCAGGUUCAACACCAGGACCUACCACAUCUUCAGGCAUGCCCACCUCUUCAACGACCACAACAGGGCCAACUUCACCUACCACAAGACCACCCUCCACAUCCACCCCUACAUCCCCCACUGUGCCAACGGAAACCACCACAAGGCUCUUGUCGACCACACCAACUACUUUGAAGACCACCAGGACCUCGUCUUGGGGGACAGUCCCUUCAGUCUCACCAAUCACUUCUCCCAGCACUGUCUGGACCCACACUGCAACCGUAGUUACCUGCUGUGUUGUGAAUGAGACAACAUUCUAUAGCCCAGGUGAAGUGGUCUACAAUAAUACCUAUGGGGACACCUGUUAUUUUGUAAACUGCUCUGUGGACUGCCAACUCCAGGUCUUCAACUGGUCCUGUCCAUCUACUCCCUCAACUCCUACACCUUCAACACCCUCAACCUCCCAGACGGCCACACCCUCUACACCAUCUACCACAUCUUCGAAGUCUACACCCUCUACGCCCCAAUCCACAACGACCAAGUCAACAAUCAGCACACCAACCAAAAACACCACCUCUGGGUGCACUUUAGAUCCUCCCAGACAGGUGAAUGAGACCUGGUGGCUGUGUAACUGUACCAUGGCUAUUUGCAAGUAUGAUAACGUGGUGGAGAUUGUGGAGCUGGAGUGUAACCCCCCACCCAUGCCCACCUGUUCCAAUGGCCUCAAACCUGUGCGUGUCCCUGACCCUGAUGGCUGCUGCUGGCACUGGGAAUGCGACUGCUACUGCACUGGCUGGGGGGACCCACACUUUGUCACCUUCGAUGGUCUCUACUACAGUUACCAGGGUAACUGUACCUAUGUGCUGGUGGAGGAGAUUAACCCCACAGUGGACAACUUUGGGAUCUACAUUGACAACUACCACUGUGAUGACAAUGACAAGGUGUCCUGCCCCCGCACGCUUAUUGUGCGCCAUGAGACCCAGGAAGUGCAGAUCAAGACCGUGCACAUGAUGCCCAUGGAAGUGCAGGUACAGGUGAACAAGCAGUUAGUGGCUUUGCCUUACAAGAAGUAUGGGCUGGAGGUCCGUGAAUCUGGCAUCAACUUUGUGGUGGACAUCCCCAGGCUGGGUGCCCAGGUCUCCUACAAUGGCCUAUCUUUCUCCAUCCGGCUGCCCUACCACCUGUUUGGCAACAACACAAAGGGCCAGUGUGGCACCUGCACCAACAAUACUGCAGAUGACUGUAUCCUGCCCAGUGGGGAGAUCAUCUCUGACUGUGAAAUUGCUGCUGAUGAGUGGUUGGUGAAUGACCCCUCCAAGCCACUCUGUCCCCACAAAGGCCUCACCACCAAGCGCCCGGCUGUCACCACACCAGGACUUUCGCUUAAUAACUGCACUGUAUCUCCCAUCUGCCAUCUCAUCAUGGACAGCCUGUUCUCCCAAUGCCACCCCUUCGUGCCUCCCAAGCACUACUAUGAAGCUUGCCUGUUUGAUAGCUGCUUUGUGGCUGGCUCCAGUAUGGAGUGUGCCAGUGUACAGGCCUAUGCUGCCCUCUGUGCUGAGGAAGGUGUCUGCAUUGACUGGCGGAACCAUGCCCAGGGGGCCUGCUCUGUGACGUGUCCAUCUCACAGGCGGUAUCAGGCCUGUGGCCCUGCAGAAGAACCCACCUGCCAGUCCAGCUCCUCUCAGAAUUCCACGCUCUUGGUGGAAGGCUGCUUCUGUCCUGAAGGCACUACAAAGUUUGCCCCUGGCUAUGACGUCUGUGUGAAGACAUGUGGAUGUGUGGGACCUGACAAUGUGCCCAGGGAGUUUGGAGAGCGCUUUGAGUUUGACUGCAAGGACUGUGUUUGCCUGGAGGGUGGAAGUGGCAUUAUCUGCGAAUCAAAGAAAUGUACUGGAGACACCUUGACCACAUGUGAAGAGGAUGGCACCUACCUUGUUGUGGAGGCCAACCCAGAUGACAAGUGCUGCAACAUCACCUCAUGUAAGUGUGACACCAAACGAUGCAAAGCUGAACGCCCCUCGUGUUUGCUGGGAUUCGAAGCGAAGAGCGAGAAUGUGCCUGGGAGAUGCUGUCCAGUUUACUCCUGUGUGCCCAAGGGUGUGUGUGUGCACCAGAAUGCUGAAUACCAGCCUGGAUCUCCAGUGUAUUCCAACAAGUGCCAGGACUGUGUAUGUACCAACACCGUGGACAACAGCACCCAGCUCAACCUCAUCUCCUGCACCCAUGUGCCCUGCAACAUCUCCUGCAGCGCUGGCUUUGAGCUUGCAGAGGUUCCUGGGGAAUGUUGCAAGAAGUGCCAGCAGACCCAUUGCAUCAUCGAGAAGACCAAGGAUCAGUACCUCAUUCUGAAGCCUGGGGAGAUAGAGGGAAAUCCUGAUGACAAAUGCACCUUCUUCAGCUGCAUGAAAAUCAACAACCAGCUCAUCUCCUCGGUCUCCAAUAUCACCUGCCCUGACUUCAACCCAAGUGAUUGUGUUCCGGGCUCCAUCACAUACAGGCCUAAUGGCUGCUGUAAGACCUGCAUCCCUUUACAAAACCAGACCAGAAUCCCUUGCUCUGCCAUCCCCGUCAUGAAGGAGGUUUCUCACAAUGGCUGCACCAAGAAUGUCUCCAUGAACUACUGUUCUGGGUCCUGUGGGACUUUUGCCAUGUACUCUUCCCAGGUCCAGGAUCUGGAUCACAGGUGCUCUUGCUGUAAGGAGGAAAGGACAAGUGUCCGAGAGGUGACUCUGGAAUGCCCAGAUGGCACGGAGCUGAGCCACACCUACACACACAUCGAGAGCUGUCUGUGCCAGGACACCCUCUGUGAGCUCCCACAGGCCCAGCAGGUCCGCACCAGGCGUUCUAGUCCCCGGCUUCUAGGAAGAAAGUGAACGGAUUGUGCCGGGCACAUCGCUUCCCAUCUUGAACCAUCCUGCUGACCCUCUGAGCUUCCCCACUUCUAGCUUGGCCUCUUCUCUGCACAUAUUUAUUUUCAGACUUUCUGUUCCAUUCUUUGCUUUCCAA